AUGGCACCCAAAGACCCACCUCCGCCUCAAUCCUCGAUAAGCCGGACCUAUCUUCUGCUGUACAAUGCCACCUGUGCCGCUCUAUGGCUGUCCAUCUUGGUCAAGACGGUGACUGCUUGGAUCCAGUCACCCGAUAUCACAGCAGUGUACAAAUCUGCGGAACCUUUGACGAGAUAUACUCAAACCAUUGCUGCCGUUGAGAUUCUCCACGCCGCACUCAAUAUCACUCGCUCACCCGUUUUUACCACAUUCACACAGAUAUUCGCUCGUUCCGUGCAGGUGUGGGCUAUUAAUUAUGCAUUCCCUGACGUGGCCGCUCCCUCGGUGGCGUACGCAGCCAUGCUCUUGGCUUGGUCUUCGGCAGACACAAUCCGCUAUCUGUAUUUUGCAAUUAUGCAAGCUGGGUGUUCAGUUCCGGGGCUUUUAAAAUGGUCUAGAUACUCGCUCUUUUUGAUUCUGUAUCCCAUCGGAAUCAGUAGCGAAUGGUGGUUGAUGUAUAAAGCAACUACCGUCGCAAUCAAUUGGGCUGUGUUGGGCAUUUUCUAUUUCUUCUUGGGCCUUUACGUGCCUGGUUCGGUGAUGAUGUACUCCUACAUGCUUAAGCAAAGACGCAAGGUUUUGGCAAAACAGUAA
Penicillium longicatenatum is the source of this 633-nucleotide messenger RNA. RefSeq names its product protein tyrosine phosphatase-like domain-containing protein. The record is from RefSeq and is a predicted model, not a curated record. Gene Ontology annotation, biological process: fatty acid elongation; sphingolipid biosynthetic process; very long-chain fatty acid biosynthetic process. Bases 1 to 633 code for a protein of 210 amino acids. Gene Ontology annotation, molecular function: 3-hydroxyacyl-CoA dehydratase activity. The transcript is spliced from 4 exons. Gene Ontology annotation, cellular component: endoplasmic reticulum membrane. NCBI's taxonomy places the organism in Eukaryota, Fungi, Ascomycota, Eurotiomycetes, Eurotiales, Aspergillaceae.